Molecule: messenger RNA, 1413 nt
Organism: Wickerhamiella sorbophila
Lineage: Eukaryota; Fungi; Ascomycota; Dipodascomycetes; Dipodascales; Trichomonascaceae
Exons: 1
Coding region: 1-1413 (470 amino acids)
Source: RefSeq, a predicted model, not a curated record
AUGAGCGCAAGAACCUGGAUCACUGCGGAGCUAGCGUUUGCGGGCCAGGUGCUCGAUAAUCAAACAGAAAACUGUGCAAUUCAUGUUAAUGAAACGUUCAAUUGCCUGGAAAAGCUGAUAGGUGGCCACAUCAAGGUGGAGCGAGAAGCUGGAAAACCCCCGGCGGGUCCAGAGGAAAAUGUUGACGCAGAAAAAGACGAAAUCAAAUUCACCACAGUAUCGCUUGCGGCUCCGAAAUCGGAAAUUGUGCUUCAAAAGAGAGCCUGUCUCUCCCCCAUCCGUUCACCGGUUCACAAGAAGAUGGCCCUGACAGAGAGCCCACAACACCGCUUUGUGGGCAUUCCCGGAAGCCAUACCGCCAGACGGGCAGCGUCUCGCAGUGUCAACACAAUUCCAAAGCCCCGGCUGGGUGCUAAUGCGUCCAAGGUGUCGCGAUCUGUCUCUCCAGCAAAGACACAAACAUUACAGUCGCCUCGACGACCAUUGAUUGAAGUGUCGAACGUUUCAACAAAGGCGGCCGGCGGACAUGCAGAGAAAAAGCAAAUACUACCAGCCAAUCAGUCGCCGCGUAAGAAAGAGCGCGAGCUUACCGGGUUGGCUAGGUUACUUCUUCCUACAAGUGCUAGCGCUGCCAGAAUCCAGAAAGCAAGAAAUUUGACUGAGAACUGCGAUACUCCCAUGACUCACAGGACCGAACAAGACAAUAACGGGUCAAACAGACAACCAAGGGCUGUUACGACCAGAGUCAAUAGUGCUGGAAGCAUUGUGUAUGAUGACGAUAUGGUCAGCCAUAAGACAAUGGUUGGUGCUACCGUUAUUGAAGUUGUUGACAAGGACAGUAAAGCUGCAGCACAUGAAAUAAAGCCGCUACUAGCCAAACUCAACACGCCCAAGGCAGGGCGACAGAUCUCGUCACAAAAGACAGAAGCUACUGUUCCUACAUUAGAAGCUCGCAAGCCUCCUGCAGUUUCCAAACCUGCACCAGUGAUUGCGAAUGCACCAGUGACCGCGAAUACUACAGGUGAAGCUAUGCCGCCGCCUAGUAUGAGUUUGCCGAAACUCAAAAUACCCCUUCGCCCAGCACUUGGACAAGCUACGGCACAGGCUCAGCGUAUUCAGGUUGUUGGUCUUCCUCCCGUGAUGCAAGCAGAAGUCACUCUGCCUGACAUUUCUGACUCUUCGGAGGGCUCUAUUUUACAAGAUUGGGCCUAUACCCCCGAGGUAGCAGAGCGCAUCCGUCGCCAGAUCAACAUUGAUCCAGUCUCUGUAUUCGGACCGAUCAAGCCGGUGGAAAUGACUACGAUCUUCAAACGCAAGUUGCGCCCUCGCACCUCGUCUGCGAUCUGGGAUAUCGAUGGGCUCACUGCGCAAGAACGCCAAGCGUACCAAGAAAGUAUGGGCUUCAAACCAUGA